AUGAGGCAUAUUCAAGCCUACUUGGAGGAUGCUGAAGCCAAACAAGGGGGAAGCAGAGGAGUGGCCAACUUGGUGAUUGAUAUUCAAGAUCUUGCUUGUGAUGUGGAAGACAUUAUGCAGAAAUACUUCCCCCGGAUAGCAUCACACAGAGAGAAGGGGUUUUUGGGUUGUCUCAAGAGUGCCACUUGUAUCGUCUGCUAUGGUUAUGAUGCUCGUAACUUUGCUGUGGAGAUUGAAGGGAUCAAAAGAAGAGUUGAGGAUAUCAAUCGUGAGUUAAUAGUUGAGGAAGGAGGAAUGCUACGACUUAAGGAACUUGGCAUCGUUUUGUGCAAUCCAAUAACAACGAUUCCAGAUAGAAUCAAAAACAUAAUGAAGAUAGAUAACUGGUGA
Messenger RNA from Camellia sinensis, 390 nucleotides. The record is from RefSeq and is a predicted model, not a curated record. NCBI's taxonomy places the organism in Eukaryota, Viridiplantae, Streptophyta, Magnoliopsida, Ericales, Theaceae.